This is a messenger RNA of Ornithorhynchus anatinus (platypus), 5558 nucleotides long. It is a transcript of the gene TGFBRAP1, whose product is annotated as transforming growth factor beta receptor associated protein 1. Gene Ontology annotation, cellular component: cytoplasm; membrane. Gene Ontology annotation, biological process: endosomal vesicle fusion; autophagy; vesicle-mediated transport. The record is from RefSeq and is a predicted model, not a curated record. NCBI's taxonomy places the organism in Eukaryota, Metazoa, Chordata, Mammalia, Monotremata, Ornithorhynchidae. The transcript is spliced from 13 exons. The coding region runs from base 244 to 2820 and encodes 858 amino acids.
GGCGGCGGAGGAGGAGCCGGGCCUGAGGCGGCGGGAGCCUAGAGCGACGGCAGGCGGAGGCCCGUCUGCGGAAGAACUGUCUGGGGUGGAACCCAUGCCACAGUUUGGAUCACCGAACUCCAGGUGAAGCUUGAAGCUUCCCUCCUGACGAUGGGCAGCUUUCAGCUACAGUGACUUGGAAAGGCAAGACUGCAAGAAAUUGAUUUUUCCCAGCUCCGAUUCCUAGAUCCCCCUGUCGGCAAAAUGAGCGUCAAGGCCUUUAAGCUGGUUUCUGUCAUCGAGCGGGAGCUGCUGAUGGGCGACAAAGAUCGCAUCAACAUCGAGUGCAUCGAGUGCUGCGGGAAGAACCUUUACAUCGGAACUAACGACUGCUUUAUCUAUCAUUUUCUGCUGGAGGAGACAUCGGCCACCGGGAAAGUCACUUUUUCUGCCACAAAGCAACGGCACAAAUACCUGGGCUUCAAGAAGCCGGUGAACGAACUGAAGGCAGCGUCGGCCCUUAACCGUCUGUUGGUGCUCUGUGACAACACCAUCAUGUUGGUGAACAUGAUGAACCUGGAACCCAUUCCUACGGGGGCUAGAAUCAAAGGCGCGGUGACGUUUGCGCUGAACGAAAACCCCGUGAGCGGAGAUCCCUUCUGCGUGGAGGUGUGCAUCAUCUCUGCCAAACGCAGGACCAUCCAGAUGUUCAUGGUCUAUGAGGACCGGGUCCAGAUCGUCAAGGAGGUGUCCACCCCGGAGCAGCCCUUCGCCGUGGCCGUGGAUGGCCACUUUCUGUGUCUGGCGCUCACCACGCAGUACAUCAUUCUGAAUUAUAACACCGGAGUCUCCCAGGACCUCUUCCCGUAUAGCAGUGAAGAAAAGCGACCCAUCGUGAAACGGAUCGGGAGGCAAGAGUUUCUGUUGGCAGGACCAGGAGGGUUAGGCAUGUUUGCAACUGUAGCUGGGAUUUCCCAACGUGCCCCCGUUCAUUGGUCAGAGAAUGUGAUUGGUGCCGCCAUAUGCUUUCCGUAUGUAGUAGCUCUAGACGAGGAAUUUAUUACAGUGCAUAGCAUGUUGGACCAGCAGCAAAAACAGACCCUGCCUUUUAAAGAAGGCCACAUUUUGCAGGAUUUCGAAGGAAGAGUAAUUGUAGCCACCAGUAAAGGAGUAUACCUCUUGGUUCCAUUGCCCCUGGAAAGGCAAAUUCAGGACCUGCUGGCAAGCCGGCGAGUGGAAGAAGCUUUAGUUUUAGCAAAAGGAGCAAGAAGAAACAUUCCAAAAGAGAAAUUUCAGGUAAUGUACCGAAGGAUCCUGCAGCAGGCAGGAUUUAUACAGUUUGCCCAGCUUCAGUUCCUAGAAGCUAAAGAACUCUUCAGAACCAGCCAGCUUGAUGUCCGGGAGCUGAUCUCUCUCUACCCCUUCCUGUUGCCCACUUCCUCUUCAUUCACCCGGUCUCACCCCCCCCUUCACGACUACGCAGACCUGAACCAGCUGACUCAAGGGGACCAGGAGAAGGUGACCAAGUGCAAGAAGUUCCUCAUGAGCUACCUGAACGAGGUCCGCAGCACGGAAGUGGCCAACGGCUACAAGGAAGAGGUGGAUACGGCGCUGCUCAAGCUCUACGCCGAGGCGGACCACGAGAGCCUCCUGGACCUUCUCGUCACAGAGAACUUCUGCCUUUUAACGGACAGCGUGGCCUGGCUGGAGAAGCACGGGAAAUAUUUUGCACUUGGACUCCUGUAUCAUUAUAAUGGUCAGGAUGCUGCAGCAGUUCAGUUAUGGGUGAACAUCGUUAAUGGUGACAUUCAUGAUGCGACCCGUCCAGACCUCUACGAGUACAUCGUUGACUUCCUUACCUUCUGCUUAGACCAAGAACUCGUGUGGAAAUACGCCGAAUGGGUGUUGCAGAAAAGCGAGGAGGUUGGCGUUCAGAUUUUCACCAAGAGACCUUUGGAAGAACAGCACAAGAACAGUUUUAACCCAGACGAUAUCAUCCACUGCCUUAAAAAAUUUCCUAAAUCUAUUAUAAAAUAUUUGGAACAUCUAGUUGUGGAAAGAAAAGUACAGAAGGAAGAGUAUCACACCCACUUAGCUGUUCUGUACCUGGAAGAGGUACUUCGUCAGGCACCCAUGGCCAACGGCAACUCCGUGGAAGUGAGUGAAAUGCAGGUGAAACUACGCAGUCUGCUUCAGAAAUCGGAUCUGUACCGCGUUCACUUCCUGUUAGAUAAAAUUCAGGGAACCAGUCUCCACCUAGAAGGCGCCAUAUUGCACGGGAAGUUGGAAGAGCACGACAAAGCUCUGCACAUUCUAGUCCACAAGCUAAAGGACUUCUCCGCUGCUGAAGAUUAUUGCUUGUGGCGCUCGGAAAGCAAAGAUCCACCCUACCGACAGCGGCUCUUCCACAUGCUGCUGUCCGUGUACCUCGCCCCAGGACCUUCUGCCUCGGAGCUGGUCCAGACUGCCGUCGACCUCCUGAAUCACCAUGCCGCCGAGUUCAACGCAGAACAGGUCUUACAGCUGAUUCCCGACACCUGGUCCAUACAGCUCCUCUCUCCCUUCCUGGCCGGAGCCAUGAGGGAAAACAUUCACACCCAGAGAAUGACUCAGGUGGCAGCGGGCUUGGCCAAAUCUGAAAACUUAAUCUACAAGCAUGAGAAGAUAAAGCUGAAGGGAAGUCCAGUUCUGCUCUCAGAGAAGAAGCUCUGUCAGAUGUGCCAGAAUCCCUUCCACGAGCCUGUUUUUGUGAGAUACCCAAACGGGACUGUGGUCCACACCCACUGUGCUGCGAGCAGACACACGAACCCUAGCUUGAACACAUCCAGCAAUCGGACUUGAAAGCCACGGCCCAGGAUGCUCUGGAUGUGGGAAUUCUCCCUUUUUACCUGUGUGCCGUUCAAAGGGAGCGAAUGGCCGUGGUUCCCAACGAGGAUGAAGAGAUCACACCCGAGGUUUAUGGGAGGAUUUCAGGAAAUGUGAAACGUGGGCCCUUAGCUGCUGGUCCAUUUCUAUGAAUGUAAAUGAAAAAACACUUUAGCAUUAAUGGAAACAUUCAGGAGUUUACCCGUCCAUAGUCAUCAAAUGCAAACAAUUACUUUCUUCUAGAAAAAGAAAAUGAGCCUUUCCUUUGCUAUUACAGCAAACAGUGGGGAGUUGGGAUUGACACACACAAAUCUCAUGGGGUUUUUUGUUCGGUGGUUUUUUUUGUUUUGUUUUUUGAGGGGCGGGGCAAAGAAAUCUGCAUUUGCACUGAAAACAUCUGGCUUGUAAUGUGACCUUAAUGAUGGGAAAGUUAAUCUCUCUGACCCAACUAAUGGUCACUGAGACUCCCAUAAAGGAAUCUGGGCUCCCAGUGUGCUUACUGAUCAUGCUAGCAGUGGGGUGUCGGCCAUGCUCGAGGACCAUAUCAAUUUUUCCAGGAGUGCGUUCAGGCUCCUUCUGGACUCUACAUAAGGUUGGCCCUUGGCAAGCCCCUUUCUUCUUUCUUCACUCUCCCGCUCCCUUCUCUUCCUUCCACAUCCCUGCCCACCAUCCUCCGUUGUGUAGUCUGACCAACCCAGUUAUCCACGGUCCUGUUUCUGACCCCUGAGUAAUUUAUCAUUGAGUGCUGCAGGUAAGAGGUGAGAGUUGGUGGAAAUGGAUUCACUUACAGUGAAGUGGCUUUCAGUAUUCAUAAAGAUAACAGCGCUAAUAUGGCCAUGUUAUAGUGCAGUCAAAGCCCUAAUGGUAUUACUUCAUUUACUAUCAACUAAUCUCUUGAUGAUUCCCAAGUUUGAUGGGAAGACUUUGCUUUGUCUUUAGGUCAUGUGGGCUUUAAGUGUUUCUUCUGCUCCACACCAAUCUGAUGGAACUUGUUAGUCAAAUUAGGGGUGACUCUUCUUGCUUGCCUCCUCGCCAUCGCUUUGAAAAUUAAAAGGAAAGCACUCGAUGGGGCCAACCCCAUAUUGUUUCCGUGGGAUGCCGGUUUUGACCUGGGAAAAACAUCUCCCGGAGGCUGCACUUGCACAGAUGGAGAAAUAUUUACCGUGAGCAUUUUGCCCCCAACACCGUAGAAAAAUAUCACAGCCUUACCUCUCAGUAGCUCGACACUUUUCUUAAAUUUAUUAAUAAAGCAUGGAAAUGUCUAUUUUAUUCAAAAAGGAUUUGUAAUUCAUUGUGUGUUCCUUCACUAACAUAACUGGUGGUCUGAAACAAUGAUUAUAACACCCCCUUGACCUUAUUCCGGAUUUAUGACACUAAAAGGACCUGGUAAUAAAGAAAAUUAUGCACCAUUAUUCUGUUCUGUAAAUAUUAAUCUACUAUUUGAGACACAUGAUACUGAGAAACCUUUUUUUAUAUUUUAGACCGUGUUUGAGUUAUAGCAAAUUUGUUCCCUGUAACGCUGAAGGCAAAUUUCUAAUCAUGGUUGAUAUUUCCCCAUCUUGUUAAUGUCUGCCCAUUCUGUGAUUUUCCCCCUUCCCCCAAUACACACACACACACACUCCCCCACCCCCCGGUUAUACUGAAUAGACCAAAAUUAGCUGCUAUUAUGUUCUCCCUAGCUGUAGCCCCUUUCUCUGUAGAAUAAAUGAUUAAGAAUUUUGCUCUGCAGCUUUGACUUGGACACUUUGUAAAUUGAUUUUGUGAUGAAUUCAGAGCCCGUCUGUGACUUUUUGCCCAGCUGAUGACUAGGUAGCAUACCAAAUGGUCAUAUCUUAGCACUGCACCCUGGUUAGGAUUCGUGGAUUUGAAUGCAUAUUUCUAGAAGAACCAGUGGUGGCAUAUGCCUCAUUGCACCAGGAAGUCCUCUUCUUGUACAUGAAAUCAGAGUGUUGAAAAGCCUUUUGCGGUUGUACAGCCAGAUCUGACUGGAGGCUGCCCCCUUCAAUGGUCACGGGGCAUCAUCCAUCUUCACAACAUCCCUUGGGGUGUGAAGGACAGAAAACCAUCGCAAGUUCUUCGAUUUUAAAAUUUCAAGUCUUGGCAGGAAGAAUGUUGCCUUUUUACGUUGGAAGUACCAUUCGCUCUCACUCCUGGUAGUAUCCUCUCUCAUAUUUUUUAAAUUAACGAGGCAAUACUUUCCAACAGGAUACCUGCUGCUUUGCUGCUGCCGCCCCUGCUGUUCCAGAGCAAUUAGAGCCAUCCGUCACUUGUUUCAAUUACUGUCUAGGAAGCCAUUCUGGGUCAGGCAGCCCAGUCUGAAUCUGUUUAGGUGAAUAUUACAGAGGCAGUGGCGUGUAAGUGUGUGUCAGUGGCCGCUUAUUUGCUCUCCCCCGGGGAAGUACUACUGUUAAAAUAUCACACGUUUGCUGUUGAGCAUCUGAUUCGACGGUAAGAGCUUAUGCCAAAGAACAUUUUAUAACGCACGGCUAGACUUUUAGAAAGAGGGGGAAGGGGCGGCUGCUAGCUGUGAUGUGUUUGUACAUUUCUGCCUGAUGGCACGACUCAACUCCUGUGUUAUGCUUGCUCUGCUUAUAUCCUUUACCUGAACGCUCUGCUUCUCAAUAACAGCCUGGUUGUGUUGGUGCUUAGAGCUGAAAGUAUGUAGGAUGUACUAAUGCUCACUUUUGGGUUUUAUUAAAAGUCGUCUAAUUCUU